UUCGGUUUCAUCGCUUCCUGUUGGAAACUCUGGAGUCUGGCGAGGAGAACAGAACUCUGGUGUGAAGGUUCAGGAUCGGGGACGAAUGUGGGAGGUUCUGAAGGUUCCAGAUGUUCUACCAGCUGGCAGGUUGGAGAGAAACAGCAGGUUUAAUUCUUUAGAAGAACUGAGGAGCUUCUGGAGGUUCUGGUCCUGAGCUUCUUCUGAUUCCAGGAGCCGGAUGUUGCUGCUUGAGUUUUACAGAAGAGGUCAGAUGUUCUGGAGGUGAACAACCAACGGUAUCGUUUCACAGUGAGAACACCAGAGAUGGAUGUUAGAGUGGAGGCAACAAUUCAUCUGAAUCAAUUUCAAGACAAGACUGAAGUCCUACAAAUCCUCCGAUCACACGGCUUUCAGCUGUCAGAUCUGGGUGAAGGCCAGGUGCACGUUCGAGGUUAUUUUUCCAAACUGAAAGCAGUGAAGGUCCGUUUGGAGCAGCUGAUCGAGCCUCAAACCAAGACGACACUGCGUUCGCCUUCCCCUUCUUCUGGAGCCAUUUCCAAAUACUACAAUAAGGACAGCAGAGGCAGAUCCCAAUCCAGAGACAAGCCUCCACAUCCUUCUCCAUCUUCACCAUCCUCCUCCUCAGAAGGAGCUUCAAAACUCAACUGUCCGACCUCUCAGGACUACGCAGCAUCUUCUUCUUCUCCAGACCGACAUGCUUCAGUCAGGACCAGACAUGAGACCGUCGUGGUCGAUGCAGAUGUGUUCAGGUACGCCGAGCGGCUCAGGAAAAGAGACAUCGACUCCAUCCAGGACAGUCACCAAGUCAGGAUACAGGUUCAGGAGAACAGCAGCAGCUCCACCAUCACUUUACAGGGGAGGAGCUCCAAGUCAGCUGCUGGUGAACUUCAGAAGCUCCUGGAUGAUCUCAACAUAUCACUACGUACUCAGGAGGUUCCUCUCAGGGACAUGGAUCGGGACGGCAAAGCUCUUCUAGAGGAAAUCCGGAGAAACCAAAACAUUUUUGGCUCGGUGCUGGUGUGUCAGAUGGAAGAUAGACUUCACCUCAUUGGACUGUCUGUCGAGAGCUACGAGGUGAAGCAAAGGCUGCUGGGACGGCAGAUAAGGCCUUCAGAACGUCCAGGAAGACCCUUCAAUAGGAACCUCAGGAACAGGAGCAGCUCUCUGCCUCCGAACAGCAGAAAGAACACAGAAAGUAGGUCCAACCCUCCUCCUGGUGGAGCUGCAGCUUUCUCCUCAUCCAGGAACCAGGAGGACAAACCAGAAGCUGCUGAUGCUCCUCCUAAAAGUGCAGCCUCGAGAGGAAGAAGCAACUCUGAGACUCGAGGAAGAAAAGGACCAGAAAGAGCUAAUUACUUCGAACCACAAAGAGAAAGUAGCUCCAACCCUCCUCACGGUGGAGCUGCAGGUUUCUCCUCAUCCGGGAACCAGGAGGACAAACCAGAAGCUGCUGCUGGAAAUCCUCGCAGCAGAACCUCGAGGACAAGAAGCCAAUCUGAGCCUCGUAGACCGAAAGGAGCAGAAAGAGAAACUGAUUUUAACCCUCGUCCUGGUGGAGCUACAGGUUUCUCCUCAACCUGGAACCAGGAAGACAAACCAGAAGCUGCUGAUGCUCCUCCUAAAAGUGAAGCUUCGAAGACAAGAAGUGAGUCUGAGCCUCGUAGACCGAAGGAGCCAGAAAGAACAAAUGACAUUGAACUAAAAAGAGGAAAUAAACUCCUGCCAUCUAAAUCCCGCAGAAGUUUCUUCCAGCGGCUGUUUAGUUGGAAAUUCCUUCCGCUAAAUUUAAAAAAAAAACAAUAAAAGAUGAAUGCUGCUUUAGCUCAUCUUCUGGAUGGAAAACUGAUCUUCUCCAAGUCUCAGUUCUCUUCAGAUACAUCAGGUUGUUCUCCAGGAUUUCUCUAUUUACCCUCUACCUUUACAAGCCUUCAGGACCUGCUGCUGAGGAACAUCAUGAUGCUGCCACCACCGUGCUUCACAUCAUGAUGCUGCCACCACCAUGCUUCACGUCAUGAUGCUGCCACCACCGUGCUUCACGUCAUGAUGCUGCCACCUCCAUGCUUCACGUCAUGAUGCUACUACCACUAUGCUUCACAUCAUGAUGCUACCACCACCGUGCUUCAAACAUUGCAUCUACUUUGGUGACCAAAAAGCUCCAUCCUGGUCUCCUCAGACCAAAGAACCUUCUUCCAGGUGUCUUCAGAGUCUCCACAUGUCUUCUGGUGAACUCUGGUCCAGAUUUAAUUUAAACUUUUUCCAACAGAGUAUUUCUUUUUGUCUCCAUAAAGCUUUGACUGGUGAAGAACAGACGACAGUUGUUGGAUGAACAGUCUGAAGCUGGAACUCCUUCAGAGGAGUCAUAGGAGUCUUGGUGGCCUCCCUCACUAGUCUCUUUCUCCUUCAGAGGAAUCAAAUGAGCUCUGAACCUCUAACACCAACUCCGACUCUCAGAUGUUCAUCCUUUUAGAUAAAAGCUGAAUGAAACUGUAGAACCAACGCUGGAGGCUCAGUCCGACACAAAAACCAGCGUUUGGGCGUUGAAGGUAUAAAGUCUGACAUUUUAGGAAACACACUUUUCUUUUUAAAUACGUUUUGGUCUGGCUUAUGUCUGCUAAUCCACUGUUCAUUUGUACUAAAAAAAACAUACAUACACAUUUCUGUUCUUUGUUUCAAAACCCAAACUUUCCAAAAACAAACAAAAUAAUCCAAAUUACUUUUUUCUUUGAAAACCAAGGCACGAGUUUUUUUUUUUUAGUUUUUUUUUUUUAUAGCAAAGUUUAGUUGUCGAUGAAUUUUUUGUUUCAAAAUGAGAAAACCAAACUCAAAAUAACUCCAAAUGAGUUAUUUUUUUCUUAAUUUUUUUCUUUCUUUAUUUUUUUUAACCAAUGUCUUUUGUUGUUUUGUGCUUGGAACAGUGACUCUCAUAUAAACUAAUUUUGUCUUGUUUGUUUAAGUAAAACCAAAAUGUAAAACCAGCAGAUUUUGUUAUAUUCACCAAUUUUUGUGGUAAUUUUGCAUCUAUUUGUGGAAAUGUUGUGUCUCAUUGUGGUAAAUUUACCUUUUUUGUGUUGAUUUUGGGUGUUUUUGUGCUGAUUUUUGUGUUUCUUUGUGGUAAUUUUGGUCCUUUUUUGGUGAUUUGGUCAGAACUCAGAUGUGUUUUUCCUCCUAAAUGUCAUGGUUCUAUCUGCUGGACUGAUGAAGUUCUGAGGCUCAGAAAUGAUGGAAAAAGUCCAUUAAAAAGUGAUAAAUCUGGACCCACCUCUAUGGACUUCAAGGACCUGGAACUCUGGAAAUAUUCCCAGGAUGAAGGUAGAACUCUUCACUAAAGACACUAAAGCUGCUGUAAAUUGAUGCACUACCACUAAUAUACUUUAUCACAACAUUAACGGGAGUCUGUUGUCACUUUUUAAUGUUUUAUUUUAAAAUUAUUAUUGUUGAACAGUAAAUCAGACGGUCUGAUUGUUGCUGGGAUGGAAUAUUCUGACUUUGACUCUUCUACUGUCAAAUGUUUUAUUACAAGCAAACAAUCACAACCUGAACAUAAUAAUACCUCAUUGUUAUUAUUAAUUGCAGAUAAUUAUUCUACAUCUGUCCAUAAUAAAAUGUAAAUGAUGUAGAUUGUAAAGCAGAGGAAUAAAACUGGACGUUAGAAACACUA
Messenger RNA from Amphiprion ocellaris (clown anemonefish), 3661 nucleotides. Its product is annotated as serine/arginine repetitive matrix protein 2-like. The coding region runs from base 307 to 1806 and encodes 499 amino acids. Lineage: Eukaryota; Metazoa; Chordata; Actinopteri; Pomacentridae. The transcript has 4 exons. The record is from RefSeq and is a predicted model, not a curated record.